GUGGAUGAUAUCCAAACAAAAAUGACAGUACAUUAUUAAAGAAAUCCAAUUUAUGAUGAAAUUAGUUUCUGUAUUUAUAACUUAGUAACAGUGAAAAACGUUUAAAAAGAUGGAAGCUGUUCCUAAAUUACCGUUAAUAAGCUUUGAGUUAAAAGUGAGUACAGAAAAUACACAUUUUGGACCAAAACUGAAACAAUACAUAGCAGAGGCGUACAGGGAGGAUCCGGAUAGCUACGGAAAUGAGAUACAUCAAUUGGAAGGACUGCGGUCAGCGGCCGUUAGACCAACUCACGACUCGACAGGGCUCGAUGCCCUUAUUAGAUACUUUUGUCAGCUGCGAGCAAUCCAAAGCCGAUUCCCCAUGGGUAAAGGUCAAUCCGUGGCCUGCACAUUUGCAUGGAAAGACUUAUAUGCUAACAUGAGCUGUUCUCUAGCAGACAUCAAAUUUGAAAUGGCUUGCAUAUUGUAUAACAUUGGAGCUCUACAUACUCAGCUUGGCUCUUCAGAGCCUAGAACAUCUGCUGACAGCCUCAAAGCUGCAUGCCAGCACUAUCAAUAUGCUGCUUGGGCAUUUCAAUUACUGAAAGAACAGUAUCCACAACCACCUGGUGCUGAUGUUUGUUCUGAUAUCUUAAGAUUGCUACAAGAAAUUUGCUUUGCUCAGGGGCAAGAGUGCAUCCUCGAUAAAAGCAUACAAGACACAAGGAAACCUAGUGUAAUAGGUUCGGUUGCUACACAAGUUAUGUAUCUUUACAAAAAUUCAUUAGCGCUGCUAGGUCCAUCUACAGGUACAGACAAUAUACAUGAAAUAAUUGGAACGAAACUUUACAAUUAUUGGCAUCGUUAUUUAAGUUUCAAAUUAUGUUACAUUGGAUGUGUUGUUGCGUUAUAUCAAGGUAUGCAUGCUGAAGAACAGCAGAAAAUGGGGGAACGAGUUGCAUUUUAUCAGCUUGCUGUUGAUAGGCUCAGUGAGGCAAGAAAGCUAGCAAAAUACAUUGAACCAGUACAAGUAACACAGGAGGCUCUAACAUUUACAAAUGACGUUGUUGAGGGUAAACGAAAGGCAGCUAAGAAUGAGAAUGAGUUUAUUUAUCAUGAGGAAGUGCCAGAAAAAGAUAUGUUGUCAGAUCUGAAGCCAGUGUGUCUUGUGAGCGCUGUUGCUAUCAACUUCAGUGAUCCUGAGGUGUCAGGGCCGGAUAUAUUUUCCCGAUUAGUACCAAUGGUGGCCCAUGAAGCAUCUUCAAUGUAUUCAGAGGAGAAAGCCAAGCUAUUACGUCAUGUGGCUAUUAAAGUUGAUGCUAAAAACACUGAACUCACGGAGUUUAUGUCUUCUCUUCAGCUUGAUCAACUGGACGUUUUGGAUUCUGAUCAAAAGAUUCCUCAAGAAAUUGUGGAUAGAUGCGCCGCUAUGAAUGCCAAGACGGAUAUUAUCCAGACACUCGUAGACUCCAUGAAUAGUCUUGCAGAGAUCAUCAGUGAUGUUGAGCAUUCGCUUAAUGAGAUUAAAACAAUUAUUCAGGAAGAGACGAUGAAAGAAAAAGAAUAUCAAAAACAAAUGGGUCCCCGACCCCCUUCGAUCGUGCAGACUGAAAUAUCUCGCGAGUACCACAAGUACCAGGAGGCACACUCGCGUACCAACGAGAGCAACCAGGUCCUACACAAGGCCAUGACGCUUCACAUUGCAAACUUGAAGCUGCUGUCCCAGCCGCUCGAGGUCCUGCAGAACAAGAUACCUAGCAUCGAAAAUAUCGAGGGGCUGGACCGCGACACGAUGGCGGAGAUGCGGCGCGUGGUGGGCAAGGCGCGCGACAUGCAGCGCCAGCGGGACGCGCUCGUGCAGCAGCUGCGCGUCGUCGUGGCCGCCGACGACAUCACGGCGCAGCUGCUGGCGCGCGGCAGCGACACGCUCGAAGACGUGUUCCGCCGCGAGAUCAACAAGUACACGUCGCAGGUUAAAAUAAUAGAGCAAAACUUGGCCGCCCAGGAAAAUAUAAUCAACAAGCUCACCUCGCUGUACGCCUCGUACGGGGACUCCAGACGGCUGCUCUCGGACGUGCUCAGGAAGAGGGAGGGGCUCAUAAAUGCGCUGGUGACGUCGUACGACACGCACGCGGAGCUGCUGGGCAAGUCGCAGAAGGGGCUGGAGUUCUACCGCAAGCUGUCGCACAACGUGUGCGGGCUGCUGGCGCGCCUGCGCAGCGUGUGCCAGGUGCAGCGCGAGGAGCGCGCGCAGAUCCUCGCCGCGCAGAAGGCUCCAACACCUGUAACUUCAGCUCCCGCUAAACCUGUCGAUGCUGCGAAAGUUCUCAAUACUGUUCCUCCGCCGAGCGGUGGGGGUACAUUGAAGCUUAAAGACUAUCUUCCGUACAUGAAGAACAGGGCUCUCGCUAGACCGCCAGCGGCGCCGCAACCUCAAACAGACUCAAUACCUAGUGAGUCAUAUUAUCCGGAGACGAUAUAUCCGACAUCGGUCCGGCCGACGCCCGUGGGAUCGGAAGCAACAGAUAUAACACAACCUAACUUCCCAGAUGGCGUUGUAAUGCCUCAAGGGAUGCAAAACGUCCCCAACCCCUAUGCACGACAGUACCAAACUUACAUGCCUGCUGAAAAUGAUCCUUAUUCAGCUAAUUACGCUUAUCCGAUGGCGAAAUUCAACAAACCAGAAGAGAAUUACAGCCAUUCUCCGUAUAUACCACCUCAAUAUUUGUCACAUAUGCCUGAUCCCCAAACAUAUACAAACCCAUGUUACUCCGCGACGCAUAACAAUAGCACGGCAGUCACCGACUCGCAAAAUUCAGCCGCGUAUAACAAUAUGAAUCAAGCUAAUGUUAAUCAAAAUACAAACCAAUACAAUGUGUACAAUGAUCCGCACAUGACCAACCAAAUUGGAUCCACAUUUGAUCCAAAUGCUCAGUAUAACCAAGUUAAUCAAGAUUUCACCGCGAGUUUCGCCGCAAUGCAAGUUUCUGCUCCGAAAUCGGAACCCAUCAGUAAUUACGGCGGCGAAUAUUCGCAAACGCACUACAGCGUUCAAUAUCCUCAAUCAUUGACACCAAAUAUGGCUACAUACAGUAACGCCGGACAUAAUUCCAAUACUAAUAUGGUAGAUUCACCAUUGCCAAUCGGAAACAGUAUGAAUUACCCAUACACCGAUCAAAUGCCACAAUAUGGCCAAAACAUGCCUAACACUAAUAUGAACAUGGCAAAUCAACAGCCUAACUUACCAUAUUCGGUCUCGAAUAGUUCAAACCAAAUACAAAAUGUUUCGAAUGCAAAUAUACAAUACUCUAUGCCAAACAUGUCUAAUACUAUGCCAAACAUGUCUAAUACUAUGCCAAACAUGUCUAAUACUAUGCCAAACAUGUCUAAUACUAUGCCAAACAUGUCGAAUACUAUGCCGAAUACGUCUAAUGCUAUGCCGAAUACGUCUAAUGCUAUGCCAAACGUAUCUAAUACUAUUCCAAACGCACCAGCUGGUACAAUGAAUUAUGCCAAUCCUAUGCAAAAUGUUCCGAAUUCUGUCCCAAACACUUUGAAUCCGGUUUCGAUGCCUAGUUCCAUGGGACCUGUGCCGAUUGCUUCUGGAUAUUCCGAUCAACAAUAUGCGUACUCUUCUACAGACGCGAAUAUGUCUCAAGGUUACGUAUAUACGAAUGCGGAGAAACCUGUAACCGCUACUAAUAUGAGCGUGCCUAAUUUUGGCGUAGGACAAACAUACAGCGUUCCAAACGAACCUACGAGCUACGUCGAUACAAACUUUUCUCAAAUGGACGCAUUAGACAAACCGAUUAAAUCACACGUAACCGGAGAGGCUUUAUCAUCAAAUAUACCAAAGUAUCAAAAUUAUAAUACAGCUAUGAAUUAUGUGGGCGAUCAGGCAACAAGUGCACAGUACGGAGAGCAAAAUAACGUAAACUAUGGACAGAUGUAUCAAAACCAUCCCGGUUACUCUUUUAACGCUACGUCGGGUGGUUACGAUUACAAUUAUGGAUCACAAAACACGUAUUCAAAUUAUGGACAAGCGAAUAUAGACCCUCAAAUGGCGGAGAAAGAUGUAAAUUGGGCUAAUCCAGGAAUGUACACGAGUGCUGGAGCUUGUAAUACUGUGCAGUCGCCGUCUGAGAAUCCUCAAAUGCCAUCAGCGGAUGGUAGUAAUGAGCAAACGUACUUCAAUUUACCUUACGGCUACCUAACUGCUACAAAUCAAGCAAACGAAUUCAUCAACUCAACUCAAACGAUUGAAGUGACCACGAACUACGGUGCCAAUAUGAAUAAUUCGACUUACAUGCAAUCCGGACAAGCUCAGGACACAAGUGUUACGUUUACUAACAACCAAGUGUCAACAACAAAAGAAAAUGUCAUCGAACAGUCUGGCUCGAAUGAGAUAGUCGAUCAGAAUUGUCAACCAAUUGAGUCUACCACUCAAAACAAAACAAUUACGCCUACAGACCAAACUACACCCGUCGAAAGCGCUCCGAAAGAAAUACCAGAGGCAAAUCCAGCUUCCGACGUAGAGGGACAAAAGCCCGAACUGACAACAUUCGAUCUUUUAUCCGAAAUUGAUUUUACCGUCGUACAAAAACCGCUUAUGCCUGAAAUUAAAGUGCCUCAGAUAUCAGAAAGAGCGAUAUUUAAACAGACCUUAACAACUAAAGUACAGCCCCCUGCGAAACAAGAACCCGUAGAAGAAGAGAUUGAGAGACCGGAGAAAAGAGAUAUAUUCUCAGAUCCGAGUCUGCUAAAUCAAUUCACGCAGGAGGUGAAGAACUUGCAGAAAUUUACCGAUUCUUUAACCAAUAAAACAGCCGGUGGGAUAACGGUCUUAGAUUCGAAGUGGAAGUCCCUUCAAGAAGUGCAGGCAAAGGAAAAUAUGAGCAGGUCUAAGUCAAUAGCGAAGCAGCAUACCAGAGGAAAUAUAGUGACUGAAGUAGUGCCUUAUGACGACUCUAGAUUAACUUUGAAGUCGGAUCCGGAUGCUUAUAUCAACGCCUCGUAUUACAAGCAAUUAGCGCCAUGGUGCAUUCCACUGGUGAUAGCCAAGUGUCCCGAAGAGCACGAGUACACGGUGUUCUGGAAGGCGAUGCUAGAAUAUAAGAUAUCCUGCAUCGUCUGUUUGCUCAGUGAAAUCGAGAUGCAAGGCAACGCCUAUUGGCCUACAGCCAAGGGUCAAUCCAUAGAACUCUCGGACGGCGUUCGCGUCGCCCUAGACGAGGUCACCUGCACCGUACACUGGACGGAGAGGCAAUUGACUGUCACUCAAGGAAAGAACGUGGCGAAAGUCACGCAUUUUCAGAUCAACGUUUUCCCGGCAAAGAUCGCGUGCGCGCCGCUGGUGCUGCUGGCGGACCGCGUGGCGCGCGGGGCGGCGCGCGGGGCGGCGCGCGGGGCGGCGCUGCAGUGCGCGCGCGGCGCGGGCCGCUGCGCGCUGCUGGCGCUGCUCGUGCUGGCGCUGAGCCAGCUGCGCGCCGGCCAGCCGCGUCUGUGCGAUAUGCUGGACGCGGGCUGUGUGAACUUAUAUAAGCAUCGAACGAACGUGUUGGAAGAUACCAAGUACCUAGCGGAUGCGUACAGGACUGUCCUGUUUUACGCGCAGGGCGUUCUUUGUUCGGGUACAACAAUGUUCAACGGUGAAGCUGUAGUAUCCUUAGCUAGCGGAGCUUCAGUUCUACCCCCGAUGUCGCCCUCCCCAGCAGUAUCGGCUACCUCCUCGACCACCUCGACGAACAAAACCAAGUUUUCACGUGAGUCAUUUGAAGAGAUGCGUCAGGCUCCAGGGCUCAAGAGCGGCGAUAUGAAGGAUCCAUUAAACUUUCUAGACCCGCUGUGGAGUUUGAAGAAGAAGUAGACGAUCAUAGUAAAAUUAUAAUUUCCUCGCCAUAGUAUAACCCUCCACUUCGUUGACUUGAAUUUGUUUUGUGAUGGCCUUUAGGUAACUCGAUUGAUUAUUUGUUACUAAAACAGAGUGGAACGUAAAAUGAUAUUAUAUUAAAACAUUGAAUUGUCUCUUUCAUAUUAUAUUCAUUAUUACUAUAUCACUGAAAUUAGUAUAAUUAAGUAUUAUUUCUAUUGUUAAAAAAAAAUAUCAUAAGUCGAUAGUUCGAAUUGUCUCAUUAACAUGCGUACCUUAUGACCUUUUUUCUGUUUAUAUUUAUUAUGAAUAAUUGAACAAUAAUUAAACGUUGUAUAAAAUUACGAAUGUUUGGCUUAUACAUCAAUUUCAGGAGGUUGUUAUUAUAUAAAGUAUUAAUUCGAUAUUAAUCAGUUAAUAAAAAUUGUAUAAGACUAAAUAUUUAUAUGUUAUGACGUCAAUGUCGUUAAAACAUGAAAUACAGUGAGACAUCAUUUAAGCCUUUUUAAUAUUUAUAUUAAAGAGAAUAGAGAGACUAACAUAUAAAAUAAAUAAAUUGUUACGAAGGUUACAGACAGACAUGGCAUUUUAUAAAUAUAGCGAAGAUGUUGAUAUUAUUUAUUGAUAUUUUGUUGUGAAUUAAAAUCUUGUAUAUUUAAAUGAUUAUAAUUAAAAUAUAAAAUUGAUAAAACAUACAAUUGUCCUUUUUAAGCAAAGUUAGUACGAUUGUACUGUAUUCAUUUCGAUUGAUUAAAAAUUUAUUCCAAAUUAAAACAUGUUCGUGGAAAUCUAUACGGAAGGUUGCAACCAGAAAUUACGAUAAACACUCACCGACCAGUUAUGUGGAUGUUGCUUAAACCCAUAUAUAUAAUAAUAAUAUGUCACGUAGGUAUUUAUAAAUUAUAUUUAGAACAUUCCUACAUUCCAUAUUUAAAAAAAAAUUGAAUGUUUAUUUUUUUUUUAAUAAACAAUUCUUGGUCAUUUUGAAAAUGAUGUGACACAACAAAAUGUGACCUUCGGCCGUUUAAUAUAACGCUAAUUAUAACUUAUAUGUGUAUCCAUUCAUUCUAAAUCGACCCUAAUAAAAAAAAACAUUAUUAUAAUAAGGUAUCAAUUUUUGACUGUACUGUAAUAAAUUAUUAUGUAUAAUUCAAAUUAUUACGUAUGAUCAAUUUUUAAACUAUAUUAAUGUAUUCGGCUGUAUGUAAGAUAACAUUCUUAAGAUUUCUCUAGAGACUGGUAUGUUAUUAUGUACUUUAAAUAAA
This is a messenger RNA of Nymphalis io (European peacock), 7113 nucleotides long. RefSeq names its product tyrosine-protein phosphatase non-receptor type 23 (gene mop). Lineage: Eukaryota; Metazoa; Arthropoda; Insecta; Lepidoptera; Nymphalidae. The transcript has 21 exons. The record is from RefSeq and is a predicted model, not a curated record. The coding region runs from base 110 to 5845 and encodes 1911 amino acids. Gene Ontology annotation, molecular function: protein tyrosine phosphatase activity; protein binding. Gene Ontology annotation, cellular component: endosome. Gene Ontology annotation, biological process: protein transport to vacuole involved in ubiquitin-dependent protein catabolic process via the multivesicular body sorting pathway; early endosome to late endosome transport; endocytic recycling.